Molecule: messenger RNA, 723 nt
Organism: Penicillium antarcticum
Lineage: Eukaryota; Fungi; Ascomycota; Eurotiomycetes; Eurotiales; Aspergillaceae
Exons: 5
Coding region: 1-723 (240 amino acids)
Source: RefSeq, a predicted model, not a curated record
AUGAAGGUCUUCGGGCUUCGCGAGGAACACCGUGUCUCACUUCGCCUAUUCUAUGCGAUCGACCAGGAGCUUCGAGACCGCAAUCUAUGUGCCACGCGACUUCCAGCGGUGGCCUCCUUGAGCGUGUGUCUGGAUGCUGGCGGGAUAUCUGGCUCCGCCCUGAUAUUCGACAAGCGGACGGUCUUCGCCGCCAUCCGCGCAAUACAUGAUAUUCAACAGCCCUUCUAUGCAGGCCGCGUUCCACGCACGGCCCACCGCUGGAUGGAAGAAUUCAGUUCGAUUCCUCCUUGUCUGGAUCUUCUAGAGGACUUUCUACGACAACUCUCUCUUUAUCAGCGUCGGAUCGCGGUCAAGAGUGUGGACACUAUCUUCGCUUGGCUGUGGGAGUGGAAAGACGGCUAUUAUGACCGUAAGGGGUGGAAGGAUAAGCCAUAUCGUAUGGUAUAUCAGCAAAGCUUUGAGGCUAUCAGCCAAAUACUCGGAAAAGCUCGAGCGCGUGAGUGGAAGAAGGCGUUGAAGACUUCAUUUCUCCAAAGCCACUGGCUACUGCCAUACCCACACAACAAUGGGUUUAUGCGCAAGUCCAAGGACACCGGGCAGGAAGUAUGGUGGUCUAGCUCGAAUGCCGGGCUUUACGAGCACUACAAGCAAUGGUAUGGCACGUUAGAGCCUGGCGAUCUCCUCCCUGCCGGGUACAUCAAGCACCAUCCGACAACCGGUUAG